AAGUAAUGCAAGCCAUUCACAGAGAACUCAAACACUUCUUCCACACACAAGCUCUUCUUGCAUUCUUUGGCAUCGUUCUCUGAGCAAUUCAUCUCAAAAAGCAAUGGGCUUUCGCUUACCCGGUAUUAGAAGAUCAUCUUUUGCUGUUACCAAAGCAGCUUCCAAGAGUGUGGAGGUUCCAAAAGGCUAUCUUGCAGUCUAUGUUGGAGAGAAAAUGAAGCGGUUCUUCAUUCCCAUUUCGUACUUGAAUCAACCUUUAUUUCAAGAAUUAUUGAGCCAAGCUGAGGAAGAAUUCGGGUAUGAACAUCCAAUGGGUGGUAUCACAAUUCCUUGCAGGGAAGAGGCUUUCUUAGAUCUCACUUCUCGUUUGAAUAGGCUAUAAAUCAUGUUGGAGGAGAGUGACAUAGAUUAGUUGAGAAAAAGUGUACAGAAAGAAGAAAAUUUUAUUCAUUUAUUAUCCUUAUUUUGUAAGUGGAAAAAACCAUGCAAGUGUGGUAGUUAUUAAC
This is a messenger RNA of Vigna unguiculata (cowpea), 506 nucleotides long. RefSeq names its product auxin-induced protein X10A-like. Gene Ontology annotation, biological process: response to auxin. NCBI's taxonomy places the organism in Eukaryota, Viridiplantae, Streptophyta, Magnoliopsida, Fabales, Fabaceae. The record is from RefSeq and is a predicted model, not a curated record.